UUGACAGACAACAACCCAUUCCACUUGACCGGUGCGGGCGACUGGAGUCCAUACUAUAGCAGUUAUCUGGCGUCCGCCACAUCCGCCCUAACGGCCACAUCGGGCUUCCCGUCCCCUCCCGUCUCGUAUCCCAUCGACGCCUCUCUCGUGUCCGUAUCGGCCGGCAGUAACAGUCACGUGGAUAACUGUCCGCCCAUUCAUGGCCCCGAUCGAGCCAACCCGGCCUCAACAUAUGGCACACAAAUAACCAUAACGUCGAGUCCCACAGAGAGCCUGUCCUCCACUUCGACCACAGGAACCGGAUUAUCGUUGAAAUCAACGGUAGAUUCCAUGCGAUUCAGCCAAGAGUUGGCAUUAUGUGAUCGACUGAGUGAACUGAGACAGGGCUUGACGUGCGGACCCAACGGACCGGCAGUGGUGUCCACAACGAACUCCGCGUUCAACAGCACCGGUACGUCGACGGUGGCCGCCGUGGCCUCACUGUUGCCCCAAUCGGUGAGCCACUCGUAUACGGCGGCCGCACUGCUCUCAUCGCACGCCUAUUACGCAAACUCCACGUCCAGUGCCGGCACGGCCUACCUCAACGGGCCCUCUGUUAUGGCGCCGUCGCUACUCUACCCCCAGUUAUAUCCGUCUCAGUUGGGUGGGGGCGGACAGCCUACUCAGCACUUGUUAAACAACAGUAAUGUGUUGGACAGACAUCACGAGACCAACGGUUCCGAUGAUGAGUGCCCUAUGAGUACAGAUAACGACAGUAAUAGUGAUUGUGAUCCACAGCAUCGAGGGGUCGGUAGUGCGCGAAGUCGUGCGAACAAUACCAGUGCUAUCGAUAAUGUUGUGUCCGGUAAUGGACAUCCACAUCAACAACAUCAUCGACACCGACAACAUGUAAGCACCAGUAGGUCAUCAAUAUUUGAUAGGACUGUUGUUCACCACUCGUCGCAUCAUUCAUCACAUGAAACUAAUGGCAGUAUCAGCGGUGGUGGUGCUGCCGGUGCCGUCACUACCAGUGCUAACAGUAGUAACACGACGACAACGACGACUACAUCAGAAACCCUUUGGAGGCCCUAUUGAUUACAAUUGAUUACUACCACUGAAUAGACAUUCAAUGAACAAGACAAUUUAUUGCCCAUAUAUUGCAUAUAAACAGUAUAUAUAGCUAUACAGCGCUC
This is a messenger RNA of Oppiella nova, 1172 nucleotides long. The record is from the annotation of a GenBank genome assembly. Lineage: Eukaryota; Metazoa; Arthropoda; Arachnida; Sarcoptiformes; Oppiidae.